This is a messenger RNA of Diabrotica virgifera virgifera (western corn rootworm), 8001 nucleotides long. Its product is annotated as jerky protein homolog-like. The transcript is spliced from 3 exons. The record is from RefSeq and is a predicted model, not a curated record. NCBI's taxonomy places the organism in Eukaryota, Metazoa, Arthropoda, Insecta, Coleoptera, Chrysomelidae. Gene Ontology annotation, molecular function: DNA binding. Gene Ontology annotation, cellular component: nucleus. The coding region runs from base 5620 to 6570 and encodes 316 amino acids.
GUCGUCACUUCGCUCUGAAUGACACUCUCUCUAUGCUAAAAUAUAACUCUAUGGAUAGUCCUGUGUCGGUUUGGCUUCACUUUUGGUCAUAAGAUUACUCGUCCUCUCUCUUUCCUUGUCUAAGGUUUAGCCAUCCACCGGCCACCACUUCACAUAACCUACAAAUUUCAAAUUUAAAUUAAAGUCCGUAAAACCUCAAAUCCCAAGAAAUGGCUGGUUAUAGAACUGCUUACACAAUUGAUGAGGACAACAUGAUACUGGAAAUAAUAACUGCCACAGAAGGAUAUUAUUAUCUGAGGGGUAGAGCAUAUUGGAUAGAUUUGGUCAAUCUAGGACGAUUCAAUAAAUGCCGCACUUGGAUGAGUAUUCAGAAUCGUUUUGAAAAAAAGAUUUUACCCGACAUUAUGAAUUCUAACUAUUUAAUUCCCGAAAUUGAAAAACAUAAGAUAGUCUUGGCUUGGGAGCAGACUGCAGAUGAUUUUUGUUCUGAUGAUUCUGUUAGUGAUGAUAAUGACGAUGAUACUGGUAUUGAUGAAGACAAUACAGAUAAACCAAUAGUAUCUAGUACAAUAAAAAAAAGAUAAAACUCAGAAACCUUUGACUCAGAUUAAAAUUCAAGGAUUAAAAGAAGGGAUUUAAGUGGAGGCCAAUUCAAAUCUAAUUUCGUUUUAGAAAUUUUAACUUUUAUUUAUAGGCUAUUGAUUAUAUAUGUUCAAAAUAAGAGAGCUAAAAGGAACUACAACGUUAACGGGGUUUUAUUGUUUCAUAUGGCCAGUGGACCUCAAAAUAUGAAAAAACCGCGGAGUGCUACCAUAUAAAGGGGUGCGUUUAUGAGAAAGAGGGGAAUUAGUCCAUAGGCACAGGGUGCAUUAGGGUGAGUUCCAUGCACUUUUGGUACAAACACGUCUACAGAAAAAAAAGCUUCUAAAGUAAUUUUUUUGCAAAAAUAUAUUAAAAAAAAGCAAAAAAAAACACGAAAAAAAGAAAUUUUGUUUUUUGCUCCAUAACUUUUUUCCGCGGGGAUAUAGGUAUAGGCAUUGCUAGCCAUAGAAAAAAAAUCUAUCGUUUCUCCUUAAAAUGACGUGUGGUAGUCUUUAUGAUUUAUAAUUUCCGAAAUAUGAUUUUUCAAAAUUCGCUACUCACAGCAUUUUUGGGUAAUUUUCCCUAUUAUUUCCCGAGCAUUGUUCCGUAACUUUUUUCUACGCAUUUCUAGGUAUAUAUGCAAAGGUACAUUUAAUAGGAAGAGAAGUCAAUUACCAUUAAAACGGUCUAUUGUGUAAGGUUGUACGACUAUUAUUCUGUAUUUUUUAAGCCAGUUAUGGUUUUUCAAAGUUUUAUACUUUUAAUGAUUUUUGAUUUUUUUACGAUUAUUUUUUAAAUUUCUCAAUAUAACUGUUUUUCUUGCAAUAAAAAAGAAAGCUUAUUUUCUUUACUUGAGAAUGGUAUACAUAUUGUAAAAAAUUCUAGGAAUAUUUUUAAACAAGUAUCCAAGGGUAUCCGUAAUUUGAGAAAAAUUUUGAAUUUUUUUUUCAAUUCAAAGAAUAUAAUUGCAUAUUAGAACAUAAUUUUUAUUUCCAAAUAACUUUUCUCAAUAACACUUUUCCAUAUUGUGAAAUACAGUACUUUACUCUUGAGCGAAAUUCAUAUUUUUUAAAAUACCUCAUAUACAAUUGAUAAAAUUUGAUAUGUGAUGAUUGCUUGUUAGGUUUUAGGCUAUGCAGAGCAUUUUAUGAAAGAUAAUAUUUUUCAUAAAAUUAAUAAUAAAUUAGUUUUCCAUAUGGUUCCAACUUAGUGGGACAUAUUGCAUGUGUAUAUAUGUCACACUUUGAAAAAGCAUAUAUCUUGUUUAAAAAUAGUCCUAUAAUUUUUUACAAUACCCCAUUUUAAAGUAAAGAAAAUAAGCUUUCUUUUGUAUUUGGCAAUCGUAAAACAUAUCUAUCAAAAAUCGUUAAAAGUAUAGAACUUUGAAAAAACAUAUACCUAUUGCUUAAAAAUAGUCAUACAACCUUCCAUAAUAGACUAUUUUAAAGCCAAUUGACUUCUCUUCCUACUAAAUAUAGGAUAUUACAUUGUACACACCUAAAACUGCGUAGAAAAAAGUUACAGAACAAUGUUUGCGAAAUAAUAGGGAAAAUGACCCAAAAAUGCUGUGAGUAGCGAAUUUUGAAAAAUCAUAUUUCGGAAAUUAUAAAUCCUAAAGACUACCACACGUCAUUUUAAGAAGAAAGGAUAGAAAUUUAUUUUCUGUGGGUAGCAAUGCCUAUACCUAUAUCCCUGUGGAAAAAAGUUAUGGGACAAAAAACAAAAUUCUGCUUUUUUUGAAUCUGUUUUUGUAAAAAAAAUAUUUUUGACAUUAAAAGGUGAUAUUUUGAUAGUAAAUUUAACCUGGAACAAUUUUUCUGUAGACGUGUUUGUACCAAAACUGCAUAGAACUCACCCUAGUGUACCCUGUCUAGGGACUAAUUCACCCCUUUCUCAAACACGCACCCCUUUCAAUGGUAGCAUUUCGCGGUUUUUUUUAUAUGUAGAGUUCCAUUGACCAUUUGAAAUGAUAAAACUCCGUUAACGUUGUAGUUUUUUCUAAAGUACAUAAUCAAUAGCCUCAAAGUAAGAAAACAAAAAUAUACUUACAGUCGGAAAAAUGAAAGAAUACCCAUGAACGAUCACAUCAAUCACAUAUUUUGUAUUUGCUAUUUUUUUUUCCAUAAAUAACAAACGAGAGAGAUAGAUUGUCAAUAAUCUGAAUAAUAUGUGAUUGAUGUGAUCGUUCAUGGGUAUUCUUUCAUUUUUCCGACUGUAUAUCAAAAGACAUUUAUGUUAAUAUUUCCCACUUCAAUUCAAGUUUAUUUUUAAGAAAAAAAUGUGUUGUGUUUUAUAAGUUUUUUUAUCUGUUUUUAACUGUACAGAAUAUACAGUGAUCACGUAAAUGUUGGAAUAAAUUCAUUUUUUCAUGAAUGGGCUAUUUGGAAAUAAAUCCCGAAAUAGGUCGAUUUUUAUUUUUAAAUUGUUUUUUUUGCAUAUAUACAGGGUUUCGAAGCCCAAAUCGGGUUUCGUUGUCAAAAUACAAAAUACUACUAAAAUAAACAAAAAUGUUGUUACUAAGUAAAAAAAUUCUAAUAAUUUAUUUAUAGUAUUUUGUAUUUUGACAACGAAACCCGAUUUGGGCUUCGAAACGUUAAUAAAAUCUUUUUUUGGUAAAAUUGUGGCUUAUUUCCCAUUAUAAAUAGUUGAUUAUAAAAAUUCCACAAGGAAAUAGCUUUAGAACAACAUAUACAGGGUGUCCAAAACUAUCCCGACAAACGAAGACCGGAGAUUCUUCAGAUAAUUUUAAGACAAUUUAACCCAAUUCACCUAGUCCGAACAUGCUUCCUAAGGGAGCUAGAGCUCUUUGAAGAUGGCGUCUUGGAAUUAGUUUUUCUUAAAUAUCACCUUUUAUUUAGAAAAACGAAAACUGGUACGCUGAUUUGUCUUCCAAAGGUAAAUACAUUUCAUCAAUUACGAAUUUCUAGUACCGGUUACAGGCGCCCUUUUUGGGUCUUUAACUUCUUAGCAUUUCGACACCGGUAGGAUGCAUCGUUUUUUUAGAAAAAUCGAUUUGAAAGUUUUUCGUUUUUUGAAUUCGAAAAAACUUUUUAGAAAAACACGGUAUAUUUUGCAGACUUACAGACAGAAGCAAGAGUAUCUUUUAGUAUUAGACCUCAUAAUUUAAUCAUCAAGUGUCAGAAAUGCUUAAAAAGUAAAGACAAAGAAGUUAAAUUCGCUAAUGAUGGAAUCGAUUUAUCUCUGGAAAGUAAAUAAGCGUACGAGUUUUCGUUUUUCUAAAUAGAACCCAUCUUUAAAGAGCUCGACUAGGUGAAUUGCGUGAAAUCGUCUUAAAAUUAUCUGAAGAAUCUUCGGUCUUCGUUUGUCGAGAGAGUUUCUGGACACCCUGCAUGUCAUACUAGUGACGUCAUCCAUCUGGGCGUGAUGACAUAAUCGAUAAUUUUUUUAAAUGCGAAUAGGGGUCGUGUCCUAGUUUAUUUGAAAGGUUUAUCAAUUAUUUUUUCAGUAAUAUAAAUAUUAAUAUAUUUAUUUAGACAUUGUGUCCAAAAAUAAAUUUUUAAAAUUAAAUUGACACAAAAAGAAGAAUAUAUGUACCUACCUAAUGUAUUUAAUUCAUAAUACAUUUUACCGCUGACAGAAAAUACUGCCACUCACCUUACUCUUGGCAGUUUGAACAUUUAAUUUAAGCGAAAAGUAAUAUUUAUUUGUAAAAUAAACAUCUUUUUCUGUUUUCCGACAUAAUUAAUUUGUUUUAAAUAAAUUCUUCUUUUUGUGUCAAUUUAAUUAAAAAAGUGUGUGCACCCUGUAAUUAUACUAAUGUUUAUAUUACUAUUAGACAAUUAACUAACCUUUCAAAUGAACUAGCACAGGACCCCUAUUCUCAUUAAAAAGAAUAAUUGAUUACAUAGGCGUAACCAGGGGGAGGUUUUGGGGGUUGUAACCCUCCCCCAUUUGGAUGUAGGUACUUUGAGCUCUAUAUGCUUAACACCAUUACUAUUCCAUACCCCCAGAGCCCAUCAAGUAGUUGUAACCCCCCUUAGGAUCAUCCUGGUUACACCUCUGAUUGAAUACGUCAUCACAGCCAGAUAGAUGAUGUCAAUAGUAUGAUAUAUAUGCCAAAAAGUCAAAAUUUAAAAAUAAAAAUGGACAUGUUUCGGAAUUUAAUUCCAAAAUCGCCCAUUCAUGAAAAAAUAAAUUUAUUCCAACCUUUACGUUUUCACUGUAUUAGCAUCUUUUGUUUCUAUAUUAUUUACCUCUGUGGCUAUGUUAAUACAUUAUUUGCCUUUUUAAUGGUUUCCAUGCUUUUUGUAAAAGCCACCCAUUUGCUAAUCACAAGAAAAUCAUAUUUAUACAAUAAAAGAAGAGGCUAAGAAAUGUAUUUCGGACAGGAAAUUAAAUAUGUGGUAGAUAUAAAGGAAAAACUAUUUUAAAGGAAGAUGGACCAUGGAAGACUUCUAAUACACAACACAACCGAAUGGUAUAAUGUAAAAUGUAGAAAUACAUUUUUUCAUCAAAUUGCUAACGGGUUAUGACUGCUUCAAAACAUGUACACAAUCUGCUUCUUCUGGGUAGCUUCCAUGACAAUUUGCCGAUAUCGUUCUCGAUCUUGCGCGGCAUGUAACAAUUCAUCUGCUGAUAAACCACUUCAUUGACGAAGGUUUCGGAGCCAUGAAUAUUUCUUCCAUUCCCCUUUUUCCGUCGAGUAUUAACUGCAGCAUCCUGUAUCUGCUACCUCUCAUUAUAUGCCCGAGAUAUUCAAGUUUUUUCUUUUUUAUCAUCUUGAUUAAGCCACCUUAGCCAUUACCUACUCUGUUUAAGAGUUCUCUGUUUGAAAUGCGGCGAACCCAAGAUAUUCUGAGCAUUCUACGAUAUGACCACAUCUCGAAGGCUUCUAAUUUUAUCAUGUUAACCUUCAUGAUCCACGUUUUUCAUAAAUGCUCCUCUUGCAAUUUCUAUACGAGUUCUAAUUUCUUCAUCCGGAUUUAGUGUCUCGUUUAUCCAACAUUCUAGGUACAGUAGAACCCCUCUAAUCCGCCCUCGGAUGAUCCGACGCUCCGGGUAAUCCGACCUGCCCGCAUGCCCCGGCAAAUUCCUUCAGUGCCUGCUCGCAAUUCUUUCAGUGAUAUUUCGAACCUUGUGGUGUGUACAUAUGUUUUCAAAAUGUCCGCGAAACGUAAACACAUUACUCUUUCGUUAAGUGAAAAACUUGCAGUGCUUCAAAGGCUGGAUAAAGGUGAAUCACUACAAAAAAUUGCCAAGGAACUGAACGUAGGCGUGACAACAAUUAAGGAUUGGAGAAAAAAUCGGAAAGACAUUGAAUCAUAUACAAUGACGAUAGAUGGAGAAAACACUCUUAAGAAUCGAAAAACAUUGAAAAAGCCUAAACUUGAACUGCUUGAUAGUGCAUUAUGGAUGUGGUUCAGCCAAGAAACAAGGAAGGGAACUCCGAUAUCUGGCCCAAUCAUAAAAGAAAAGGCAAUAAUUUUGCACAAAAAACUAGAAGUCGGAAGUGAGUUUAAAGCUAGUGAAGGCUGGAUUGAUCGCUGGAAAACCCGUCAUGGUAUCCGGUUUAUCUCAAUUUGUGGUGAAAAAUUAUCUGCUGAUGCUGAGGCGGCUAACGAGUUUUCGGUGAAGUUUCAAGAAAUCGUAAAAGAAAAUGAACUGUUACCUUGCCAAGUCUAUAACAUAGACGAGACAGGCCUAAAUUACAAAAUGCUUCCCAGUAAAACCUUAAGUGCGCCAAAUGAAACCGUAGCGGGAACGAAACUCUUAAAAUAUAGGUUAACUGUUACUCCUUGUAGCAAUGCCGAUGGUACACACAAGCUUUCCCUGUUUGUUAUAGGCAAAUCUAAGAAGCCCAGGGCUUUCAAAAACAUCAAUUUAUCAUCAUUGCCGGUUUAUUACCGCAAUCAAAAAUCUGCUUGGAUGGACUGCAAUAUUUUCAAAUCGUGGAUUUUUGACGAGUUUGUGCCAUGUGUUGAGAAGGAUUUGAAAAAGAAAAAUCUUAGAAAAAUCCGAAGGAUAUGACAUUUUUCAAGCCAUGAAAUCCUUCAACAUUAAAGAUGCUAUCUAUACAAUGGCUGAGUCAUGGGCAGAACUGAAUCCUGACACGCUAAGAAAAUCUUGGCGUAAGCUUUGGCCAGAAGUUAUGACCGAAAUUGACCAGAUCGAAGAUGAGCAAAACGACAUGCAGGAAAUCGUUAAAAAUCUUUAAACCCUGAAUAAUUCAAUCCCUGCUGGUGAAGUUGAAGAGUGGAUUGAACAAGGCGACAAAAACUGCGAAACCAGUGAAGUGCUGAAUGAUGACGACAUUGUUGCCGCGGUUUUGGAACAUGAUGAUGAUGAAAACGUGAACUCAGAAUCCGACAGUGAUGUUGACGAGCCUCCUGUCCAGAUUUCACACACCGAUGCCAAGAAUGCAUUUGAAAUCGGCCUUCAGUACAUAGAGCAGAAUCCAGCAUCAACACCGAUGGACAUCUUGUGGAUCAAAAAUUGGAGAAACAUUGCAACUAAGUCCAGAAUUUCGUCUCGUGAACAGAAAUCUAUCACUGACUUUUUUUCCAAGUAGACUACUAAUUUUUUCAGUACAUAUGUACCUUUUUUUUGCAAUUACAUAAUUUAAUAAAUACAUAACAAAGAAUUCUGGCAUUUUAAUGCAAUAUAAUUAUGUACAUAUGUAUGGUUAUUAUAUCACUGAAGAGAAUAAUACAGGCUUUUUUUCUUGUACAGACGUAUUUAAUGACUUUUUCUGAUAAUCCGACCUUUUUUGCGUUCCGACCAUACUCCUAGUCCCGAGGGUGACGGAUUAGAGGGGUUCUACUGUAUACCUAUAGUAAAGAUUUUUGAGCAAUAAUGUCGUACAUGUCCAGCACUGGCGAAGCGUCCAUGUAACCGCUGUUACCAUUGGUAACAGUUAAAAAAAUAAAUAUUUUAUGACUACUAUGAAAUAAUUCCAUUUAUAUUUUUUACCAACGAAAUAUUUGUUAAUAUACAUAGUACCUAAUUCAGUAAAUAGCCAACUAGAUGCACGAAAAUAUUGGGAGGUUAUGUAAAUCCGUUUGACAUUAUUAUACUUUGUUACCACUUCUGGUUGUGGCAACGAAGGAUGAUUCUCGCUAUCGCUCGGGACUGGCUUGUUUCUGAAAAUUUUGAAGGAGCGACGGCUCCAGAGAGGGCGCGUGGGCACGCUGUGUAUAUCAGUAUUGUAACCAUUUUUUAAUUUGGUAACGUUAGUUUAGUACCUAUUACAGAUUACAGUGUGCGUGCAUUUGACAUUUGAACAUGGAAGAGUGUUGCUGCGUAAUCAAUCAACUACUUGAAAAGUCAUUCUCCUUGUAUAUUUUUUUAUAUAUAAUUUUGAAGAAAAAAAUGAAAUUAAAGAAAAUAGAAGACUUAAAAUAUAAACAUAGUUUUCAAAAUAUGUUCUUUUUCCUACUUGUUCAUUUUUUUAUGUUAAUU